Dendroctonus ponderosae (mountain pine beetle) is the source of this 7563-nucleotide messenger RNA. RefSeq names its product acetylcholine receptor subunit beta-like 1 (gene nAChRbeta1). Gene Ontology annotation, cellular component: neuron projection; synapse; postsynaptic membrane. The transcript is spliced from 10 exons. The record is from RefSeq and is a predicted model, not a curated record. Gene Ontology annotation, molecular function: transmembrane signaling receptor activity; acetylcholine-gated monoatomic cation-selective channel activity. NCBI's taxonomy places the organism in Eukaryota, Metazoa, Arthropoda, Insecta, Coleoptera, Curculionidae. Bases 307 to 1863 code for a protein of 518 amino acids. Gene Ontology annotation, biological process: nervous system process; regulation of membrane potential; signal transduction.
GGACUUUAGGGUAAAACCGCCCAGUUCACAACGUUCCUCCAACACUCGAGGAAUUUAGCUGACUUGCUUAACCUCGCUUCUGAUACUCGGGAUCUGAGUUGUGACGAUGUUUUGUUCGAGUAAACAUGUUUGGGCAACAUAAGAGUGUUUUCUUUUCGUGAGUGAGCCACGCGUUUUCGAAAUAUUUCUUAAUGGAAUCUAAAUAUAUUGGCUUUCUUCUGAAUAACAUGGAAGAAGUCAAAAGUGACCGCUUUUUAUAUCGAUGAUAUUUAGAAUAAUUUUAAAAAAAUUGCACGAAAAACAGUCAUGUGGACAAAAAUUAAACGUCGUGUGUUUCCUUGGGUGCUACUGGUUCUACACGUUACUCAUUUGGGUUUUUGCUCUGAAGAUGAAGAACGACUGGUUCGUGAUCUUUUCAGAGGGUACAACAAACUGAUACGCCCCGUUCAGAAUAUGACUGAGAAAUUGGACGUUAGAUUUGGUUUGGCUUUCGUUCAACUUAUCAAUGUUAACGAGAAAAAUCAAAUUUUAAAAUCAAACGUCUGGCUUCGAUUGGUCUGGAAUGACUACCAGUUGCAAUGGGAUGAAGCGGAUUAUGGAGGAAUCGCGGUUCUUCGGUUACCGCCAGACAAAGUUUGGAAACCCGACAUAGUUUUAUUUAAUAAUGCUGAUGGAAAUUACGAGGUCAGAUAUAAAUCAAAUGUACUCAUAUACCCUAAUGGCGAAGUCUUAUGGGUACCACCUGCAAUUUAUCAGAGUUCAUGUACAAUAGAUGUAACAUAUUUUCCGUUCGAUCAACAAAAGUGUAUAAUGAAAUUCGGUUCCUGGACUUUUAAUGGUGACCAAGUGUCGUUAGCGCUUUAUAACAAUAAGGAGUUCGUGGAUUUAUCCGAUUAUUGGAAAUCGGGUACCUGGGAUAUUAUUGAAGUGCCCGCCUACCUCAACAUAUAUGAAGGAGACCAUCCGACGGAAACUGAUAUUACAUUUUAUAUCAUCAUACGAAGAAAGACUUUGUUUUACACGGUGAAUUUAAUUCUGCCCACGGUUCUCAUUUCAUUUUUAUGUGUUCUAGUGUUUUACUUGCCAGCAGAGGCAGGCGAAAAGGUUACCUUAGGAAUUAGUAUUUUACUAUCACUGGUUGUAUUUCUGUUACUGGUAUCGAAAAUCCUGCCACCUACAUCGUUGGUAUUGCCGCUCAUUGCCAAAUACCUCCUUUUUACGUUCAUCAUGAAUACUGUUAGUAUACUUGUUACUGUAGUUAUAAUAAAUUGGAACUUCAGGGGUCCUCGAACACAUAGAAUGCCUUCGUGGAUUCGGUUUGUGUUCCUAAACUAUCUACCGGCAAUGAUGUUGAUGAAGCGACCGAGAAAAACGAGAUUACGAUGGAUGAUGGAAAUGCCCGGGAUGGGGGUACCACCUCAUCCUUAUGGCGUGUCAAGUGAUAUUCCUAAACACAUCAGCUCAGUGGAAUCACAAAGCAAAGUAGAAGUGAUGGAGCUGUCCGAUUUGCACCAUCAUCCGAACUGCAAGGUGAACAGGAAAGCAAAUGCGGAAAUAAGCGUGGGUGUGGCUGCUGAAAGCUGUAGAAGAGAAAGUGAAAGUUCGGAUUCUAUUCUACUCUCACCCGAAGUCUCUAAAGCGACAGAAGCAGUAGAAUUCAUUGCAGAACAUUUGCGCAACGAAGAUUUGUAUAUACAGACACGCGAAGACUGGAAAUAUGUGGCAAUGGUAAUAGAUAGAUUGCAACUAUACAUGUUUUUUAUUGUGACUACAGCAGGAACGGUGGGUAUUUUGAUGGACGCACCCCACAUCUUCGAGUAUGUGGAUCAAGACAAAAUAAUAGAAAUAUACCGUGGAAAAUAGAAGAUAUGGAUAACUCAGAUACUUGCUCUGAUCAAGGCUCCAAAUCAUGUGGCUUCCAUAAGCGAAACUCACAACAAAGGCCUAUAGUUCGGUAAAUAGUGUACUGCGACUGGCGGCAAAUAAAUCCAAUGAUAAUAGAUUUAUAACAAAUUAAUACUGAAUAAUUUUGUUUUGAAAUAAAAAUUACUCGUAUCGAACGCGGCGCGUGUGAAUUCGAAAACAAUAUUUUGUUUAUUAAGUCGACAAUCGAUAAAUGAAACUCCGUGUGUGCAAAUGAUUAAACGAUAUCGUCUUUUGUCGCGAUCAUUCAUUUUUGUAGUCUAAUAAACUUUCUAAUAAAAUAGGACGAAUUGCAAAAGCCAUUUUAUACUUUUAUAUUAUGUCUCAGAAUAAGAGCAGUAUCAAACUUUAAUCCACACGAAUAUUGUGCUAACGAUCUGUCCGCUAAAGCACAUUCUCAGUCUCAGAAACUCGUAGCAAAAUUAGGGUAUGAAUUAUGCAGGGUGUCCCAUGUAAAAUUUUAUACCAAAGCCUCACAAGUUGUUCCUUAUUUCACUUCCUAUCACCGUUUAAUUUGUCGCUUGAGUCAAAUUAUCGGCAAUAAAACUGAAUAUUUGAGGCAAAACUUGACACUUAAUUUCAACUCGAAAAGCCUGAUUUAAUUAAAUUCUAUUUCGAUACGAAUACUGGAUUUGCAUCGACAAUUAAUUGAAACCCUUGACAUGCAAGCCAAGCGCUUCAAGAACUUCUCACCGAUAGAAUAUGAUUCAAGCAACUAAUUUUAACUAAGUUUGUACAUAUUUACAGUUCUAUGCCCGGUUCGAAACCCUUUUGCAAUUAGUUCUACCAAAACAUUUAUAUAACUUUAUCAGACUAUUAAAACAAAGUUGUUACCAAUGGUGCAAAAUAUUAUAGAAACAUUUUUUUUAUAUAUAAAUCAGUAUUCAGCUCAAUAAUUCCGGUAAACGUGUACUUCAGACACCGAGAUUUGUCAAAAUAGAAUUUUUAGGUCUAUCUUCCAUGUAAAAAGUAAGCUCUAAACAUCAAGUAGAUUACAAAAAAAUUUUGUAUAUGGGUUUUUUUCUGUUUAUUAUUUUGCUUCGUGUGCUUUUUUCAGUUAGACAAUGCUCAUAAAUCAUUCUUCGCAAUUUUGGUACAAACAAAGGUUCUUGCCAAAUCACGUACUUACUUAUAUAUUGAAUUUAUGUCGGUAAGUUCAGCUAGUGAGACCUAAUAGGUCCAAAACCGGUCCUGGAAGUGCUCGCUUCUAAAGGUGCGUCCAGACCUGACGAGCCGAGCCCGAGCCGAGGCAAAUGUACUUGUUGUUUCGUCAAAACGCUGACAUAAAUAAAUCGCCUGUCAGUAUUUUGACGAAACAUCAAAGGAACAUGACAUAAGGUGCCUUUACACUUACGCUCUUAUCGUGUGCGAUUGGAGCGCCCCGUCUAGUUGCGCACGAAAGACGCUAGUCUAAAGAAAAAUACUGGCGUAUGCGAAAGUUGCACGUGGAAACCUGCAGGCUUUGCGUAGCGGCAACAAACUGCAAACUUUUGCACACAUUUUUGUACAUCGUUCCUUUUUGUGCGGGAUUUUCCGGUGUGAUAUCAGAGUGGCCUCAAAUCUCUGGUAUUUUGCUUAGAAAUAAUUUGGUGAGACUAAAUCCAACAAAAUUUUGAAAGUUUCACAGUCCAUGCGAAGAUAAUUUUUUAAGUCGUCAGGAUAGUAUUGUCGUAAUUCAUUUAUUAAUAUCAUAUGCCCAUAUUUAUUACGAAAUUUCCUCAAUUUUUCCACCCAGAAUCCCUUUUCUUUUUUUUAUUCAUCCAUCAAAUUUAUACACACAGCUAAACACAGAGCCACUUUAAUUUUGUUGCCUAAUUUUGUACAUUUUGAGCCAAAACUGUGGUCAAUCCUCCAAGAGUUGGUGAUUAGAACGUUGCAAUUCUAGUGACACGCGAACGUAUUGUAAGUGUAAAGGCACCUAUAGCCUAGAACCUGUGCCUGUACCGAGCAUUUAUGACGAGGAAUCAGUGGAAAACUUUUUCGAACUAGUUGCAAAAAUGAGUAGCACAUUUCGAAUUUCGAAACGAAUAGCUGCUUUUAAUUUUACAAUAAAAAAUUAUUGAAAUUAAUUAGCUACAAUUUAAUCAUGCUAGUUUCUUGGUCAAACAAACAAAAACAUCAGUUUAGAUGAUUUUAAUUUAAAAAAACACACACAGGCAAUUUUACAAUUACAUAUCAACUGAUUUUUCCAUAGAAUUUUCACUUCUUUUUAGUUUGUUUGGCAACUUGGCAUCAUCCUAUAAAAAAAAUCAGUUGAUAUGUCUGACGAGUCGUUUUGCUUUUUUUAAUAUCACGUUAUUUAAAAAAUUUAAAUAUCAUUUUUAAUAUUUCAAAUUAAUUUUCGCAAAUUUUUGUCAACUCCCUAAUCAUCAUUUCCUGUGAGUCAACGCGAAAGGUAUACAGGGUAAAGGCAACUAAAAAAAUUAAAACGCCCUAUCAUGUAAAGCUGAUAAUGCUCAUUAGCGUCUACUGAUAUAUCAGCCAAAUAAACGGAGGACAUAGUACUAGAUUUAAAGCUUUACUAUUGCCGUGCACUUGUGAUUAUAGUUAAAAUUGUGCUCAUGCAAAAUAAUGUAUUUAAACCUGAUAUAAUGUAUAUAAAAUUUCUCAUCCUUGGUUUCGUUUACCUCUAGAAAGCACAAUUAAUUGUCCCAGUUUUUCAAAGGCAUUAAUCUUGAUCCUGAAUGAUUUUCCGCAUUUAUGUGCAGCCUUAAUAUACCACCACCGUAAGCUUUACAAAAUUUAGCAUUUAAUUGGUCGGGAAAAAUUAAAUAGUCCCACUUUAUUCGCUCAUUUCCUUUAAAUUUACUAGAUAGUUUGGAAAAUUGUGCAGACAAUAUUUUCAGGUUUAAAACUCGGUCUAGUCGUUGAGGAACUGUGUAUCAAUUUUGUCAAAUGAACGAGUGCAAUAUUGAAAUAAACGAAUUUGCGAUCGACAAAGUUUUCAGAUAUAUGAAAACAAUUUAGAGUUUACAUUUUUAGGAGAACUGUCUUUCAUAACGUAAUCUAUUGAUGUAUUUAAUAUAAUAUUUUAUUUUGGCAAAUAUAUGGUGUGUCGACAGUCUUGGCAAAAGGAUUAGUAAGUAAUUAGAGUUGUCAAGAUCUUGCAAGAAACCGACGAAUAUUAACACUGUCGUUUAUUAUAGAUUAGAGUAGAAUCAAUAAAUAGGCAGUGUUAUACUGUAAUAUUAUAUUUAUAUGUAUGUCAUGAAAUAAUGUACGCAUUACAUGUUGUCAAUAAAUUUACGUUUUAAAGUGUCUGCAAAAAAGUUCAAUGUUCUCAAAAAUUUCUCCAACCACAAUCGAAUUUUGACAAUAUUUCUUUGCAUGCCAUAAGCAAGACAAUUAUAUCAUCAAGGUUGUGACAUUUUUGUCAAUGUUUAUUUAAAGAUAAACAAUUAUAAUUAAAAACUUUCCUAACAAUGCACCUAGAUUAUAGAUUAUUUGAUGGCCAAAUCCACAAACCGACCUACCAUUAUUGUGCCAAGUAUAAAUCUCGUAAAACGUAAUCUUCCCUUUUAAAAGUUCCUAAAAUGUUUUCAAUUGUGACUAAUCACUAAAAUAAGAGUCAUAUAAAUAUAAUGUUAAUUUUUUUAAAUAUCUAAUCUAAUUAGACAUCUGUAUAGUGUAGAAAAUGUAUUUGUUACCAACGGUACUAACUUAUAUCGAAUUUUACACUAUUCGUACGACAUAAACACCAUAAGUAAAUCAAAAUUGCAUUAGAUUCAUCUAAAAAUUUCAGACUGUAUUAGAAAACUUUUCAUAAUUUCAUGCAACAUAUUUUAUUGAGUGCGGAAACUGCCAAAACGCGGGCUUCCAAAUCCUUCAUUUUUACAACUUUUUAGCGGACACUUUUGCUAGUGUUUUAUUACACUCAUUAUGUGCCAAUGUAUUUCCGUUGACUACUUUAUCAAUUGAUUAUCAUUUUCUUAUUUUAUAGGCUCCCGAAUAGUAAAACAAUAAUCAUCAAUAAUGUGAUUAGAUCACUUGAAAUUGACUCAAUUCACUCACACUCGCUCAUUCAGGUUGCAUUCAUUGAAAUUAUCCAUUAUACAUUAAUAAUUAUAAGUCACACCUCAUAUUGUAAUUAGGCGAUUAAUUUUUAUCAAAUAAAUGAAGUGCUUUGUACAAGAUGUUACGGAAUCUAACUAUUUGCCUAAGGAAGUGCAUGUUAAAUUUUAGGCCAUAAGUUAGAAUGUUUCAAAUAUACAUAUUUAAAGUACUUUAUGUUAACGUUAAAAAGCUAAUUGUCUUUAUUGACUAUGUUUUAGUAUAACUGCAGUUCAGUGAUUGUAAACCCAUAUUCGUAUUUAAUUAAGCUUAAAUAUUUAGGAAGCAAUAAUAAAUCGUUUUAACAUAAUUUGCAAUACCUAAAGCCCUUUACGAUUAACACCUGCAAUAUUUACUUGAUAGAGAUUAAAAUAAUUUAGUUGUUUUUUUGUAACACCACAUUAAUUAAUUCUUGGUUUCAUUUAAUUGAAAUUGUUAAAAUAGAACAUGUAAUGCCAAUUAGUGUUUAUUACAAUAAUGUGUAUAAUUUGCUUCAAAGCCUAAUUUUAGUCAACAUCUACAAUAAAUUGUAAAUUGUUAUGAAUAAGAGGAAUGCUUUGAUGGAAUUCGCAUAUUGUAUUGGCCAAAAAUGCCAAAAAAUAUUCGUUUUCUCAUCAUCUGUACAUAGUCAUUCCUUUCUCAAUACUGGUCCCUAUUUCCCGAAAUAAGUGCCAGAAAAAUUGCAAAAGCUUUAAAUAAAAAUUAAGGGAAAAUUCUGUAUCAUUCUUCGGAGUCAUAAAGUUUAUUUUGUAAUACUAAUUUUUACAGUUAGCAAGUAUUUGUCGUUUCAUAAGGCCUUAGGUACAUUGAACUAUCAAGUAAAUUGCCUAACAUCCUAGGAUAAUAGUCAAUAAAUUAUUAAAUCGAUUAGCCAUACUUUUCUUUUAAAAAUCACAAACCAAUCAAAAAAUGACCAAUUUACUUGAAAGUUGCAUUUAAAUGAAGUUUUCUGAAACAAAUUUGCUCAAUAUUUGACAGAACUUACGAACUAUGCAUACAUACGUAAAUAUGUACACUUCCGUCUUAAGCCCAGCUCCAAAGGGAUCGAAUUAUAUAAGUUUGUUUAUGCUUAUCGAGAAAAUGCUUCAGAUUUUAUAGGCGAAAAUUUCAAUUAUAGAUACAUUUGCACAUUAACUAGCACCUUUUUUGCUCAUUUAUUAAUGCUUAUGGUCUUCCAGCGUGUUCACGGUCUUUGGAAAAAUUAAUUAGGUGACUGUUGGUUAUGAGGAUUUAUUGCACAUUUUCUUUGAAAAAACAAAGCUUGUGAUGACAAGACAAGUGAUUUUGAAUAUAAAUUAGUGUUGGCAUGCAAAAUUUUUUCUUCUCAGUUUUUUGCUUGAAAGACCUCAAUUAACAUUUCAUAUGAUUAAAAAAAAAUGAUCCACUUGAAGAAAAAAGGGAAACCCCGUAUUAAUACUAAACUAACGUAUAGGAAUUAGUACCGUAUAGCACUGCCUGUCGUGUUUCAGCACAUAAUCGCUUGGAACACCACUGUUUGACUACUAUAACUUAAUGAGAAAAUACUGUUACUGUUAAUGUAAUGUAUAAUACAUUAACAAUAAAAACCAAAAAGCUAACUGUUAUUAAAAA